AUGGCUAAGCCCCUAAGCAUGAUCAAAUUACUUGUGCGGUUGCCUUUCAUUUUCUUGCUCGUGCCAUGCUUAUGUUGUCCUGCUUAUCAGAAACAAUCCCUUCUUCACUUCAAAUCCUCCUUGCUGACCAGCUACGAAACCUCAAACUCGUCGUCCUUUGGCUUGGAGUCAUGGGACUCCAUUACUGAUUGUUGUAAGUGGACUAGAGUUGUUUGCAGUUCUCAUUCUCGUGAUAUAACAGCUCUGCACCUUGACCAUCUCCGUAUGUAUUAUGUAUACAAGCCGGUGAAUGUACAAAUAUUGGACCCUAUUUAUGGAAUUAGAUCCUUAAGGUUUCUUAAUAUCUCCAGAACUUUGAUAGAAGGUGAAAUUUCUGGUGAAGGGUUGGCUAAUCUCACAAAACUAAUUCACCUCGACAUGAGUUGGAAUCUCCUUAAUGGCUCAAUCCCAGCGCAACUUUUCCAGUUGCGGUUUCUGCAGUCUCUUGAUUUGAGUGUUAACUCAUUAAAGAAUGGUUUAAGUGGAGAAAUUGGCAAGCUUGAAAAUUUAAGGUCAUUCAAGUUGGAUAAGAAUUCUAUGGAUGGAAAUAUCCCUGUCCAGAUAGGAAAUCUCACCAGAUUGCAGCAAUUUUCUGUCAGCCGGAACAAAUUUUUGGGUCGGAUUCCAGAGUCGAUCCUCAAUUUGAAAGCAUUGGAAAAAUUGGACGUGAGUAAUAAUUAUCUAGAGAUGCAUAUUCUGAAUGGGAUUGGAACCUUGUUCCACAUGUCCAUUUUGGAAUUGAGUGGGAACAGUUUCACAGGAUUAAUCCCUUCAAUAGGGAACUUGAGCAAGUUGGAAACACUUCGGCUGGAAGAUAACAUGCUUUCAGGAGAUAUCCCACCAUCAAUACGGAACUUGAGCAAAUUGGAAACACUUGGGUUGGAAGAUAACAUGCUUUCAGGAGAAAUCCCGUCCUGGUUAUUUGACAUUGAGAGUUUGAAGAAUUUGUAUCUUGGAGGAAACAAGUUCAUUUGGAAUAACGACGUCAAAAUAGUUCCCAAGUGUAUGCUUUCACAACUCUCUCUCAAAUCAUGUAAAUUUUCUGCAGACAUUCCGGAAUGGAUUUCCACUCAGAAGAAUCUUAAUUUACUUGAACUGAGUGAUAAUCAGCUCACAGGAAACCUCCCACUUUGGAUUGCAGAUAUGGAAAUUGAAACUCUACUACUCUCACGGAACAAACUUACAGGGUCAAUACCCUUUCCCCUUUUUCAGUCUCAAAAUUUAUCCGUUUUGGAUCUUUCAAGGAACAAUUUUUCGGGAGAGUUGCCACAAAAUAUCGGUCAUGCUUUAAACAUGACGGUACUAAUGCUUUCUGGAAACAGUUUUUCGGGGUCGAUCCCGAAAUCCAUUGGAGAUAUCCCUUUUCUAAUGCUACUAGACUUGUCAAGAAACAGACUCUCUGGCAACACAUUCCCGGUUUUCAGUUCUUAUCGCUCACCACAGUAUGUUGAUCUGUCCUCUAAUGAACUAUCCGGUGACAUUCCCUUGUCAUUAUUCGAAGGAACUAGUUUUCUUGCACUAGGGAAAAAUAAGUUCACUGGAAGCUUACCUAGGAACCUCACUCAUAUUGAAAAUCUUGAAUAUCUUGAUCUGCAUGACAACAAUAUUACAGGUAAUUUUUCAGAUUUUUUAAAGUUACCCAACCUUCAUGUCCUGAGUUUACGUAACAACUCACUACAUGGCUCAUUGUCGACCAACUCUUUCUACAACAAAAGUAGCCUCCAAAUUCUUGAUCUCUCAAGUAACAAUAUUGUUGGAAGUAUCCCUUCAGAGUUUGGAAAUCUGCGGGGAAUGAGUGGAAACUCUUCAGGAUCUCGAGCGUUAGCCUCUGGUAAUAAUGAGAUAGAGGUGAACUGGAUAGAGGCCACAGUUUCAUUAUUCAGUGGCAUGUACACCACUAGAAUCGAGAUUAAUGAUUUAACAGUGAACUGGAAGAAUGCUAUGCAAGGUCUCUCAAGUCAUAAUCGACAUAUUUAUACUUUACUAGACUUGUCGAACAAUAAGUUUUCAGGUGAUGUUCCAGAUUCAUUAGGAAACCUCAAAGGACUGAAGCUACUCAACCUCUCCUACAAUAAACUCUCUGGAUAUAUACCACAAAGUUUUGGGGAUCUAGAAAGUAUAGAGGCAUUGGACCUGUCUAACAACAAUAUCUCCGGUACAAUUCCUCAAUCACUUGGGAAGUUAGAUCAACUAUCCGUGUUAGAUGUGAGUAACAACAAGCUAAGUGGUGAAAUCCCGCGGGGUGGACAAAUGGACAGGAUGAAUGAUCCGAGUUAUUUCGCCAAUAACAGUGGACUAUGUGGCAUGCAGAUCAGGGUGAAUUGUUCAAAAGACGAGCCAACACCAAAUGAAGGACAAGAAGAGGAUGAUGAUGAAAAAGAGCCAUGGUUCUUGUGGACAGGAGCGUGGAUUGGAUUCCCACUAGGCUUGAUUUCGACGGUAUUAACAGCAUUUCUUGGUGGGUAUUUUGUUAUACCAACAGCAAAGUACCACUCCAUUCACUACAGGCAGAGAUAA
Molecule: messenger RNA, 2556 nt
Organism: Daucus carota subsp. sativus
Lineage: Eukaryota; Viridiplantae; Streptophyta; Magnoliopsida; Apiales; Apiaceae
Product: receptor-like protein 46
Exons: 1
Coding region: 1-2556 (851 amino acids)
Molecular function (GO): protein binding
Source: RefSeq, a predicted model, not a curated record